Messenger RNA from Tigriopus californicus, 2055 nucleotides. RefSeq lists its product as uncharacterized. The transcript is spliced from 4 exons. NCBI's taxonomy places the organism in Eukaryota, Metazoa, Arthropoda, Copepoda, Harpacticoida, Harpacticidae. Gene Ontology annotation, molecular function: protein dimerization activity. The record is from RefSeq and is a predicted model, not a curated record. Bases 388 to 1266 code for a protein of 292 amino acids.
GGAAUGAGUUUUCAUCUCCUUUCCUUCUUCAUCUCUUCUCUGGGGCAUUCACAACGCUCAUUCGUUCAUUUGGUUUACUUCCCAAGAUUGGUGAUGAUACCAUCUGAAUGAGUCACCACGCCCUCUUGGAGAGGAGAAGGGGAUGUGGAUCUCGUCAGUAAUCUCAGACUCGGAGCUCGUGUUCCCAUUAGAGAAAAUGAAAUGUCUUUCCUAACAACCGGCCAAAAGCACUUGGAACCACUUUCGUGAUUGGCGAGGAAUAUUCAUAAACAAAGAGUCUUGUGAUUUGGCUUGGUAUCAUCCCAUGUUGGGGGGUCAAAUAAGGAUGGUUUGAGGAUCAUGUAGAGAGCUAGUCCGAUCUCAACAGAGGAUCAACGAGAGCCAGUGAUGAAACCUGUUCCAGAUUCAACCGCACCAUUGGGUCCCACUAAUGAGACUCCAAUGAGCGAAACCCACCCUGAUGAGGAGACAGAGGGUGCGUCUAGCUCCAGCAUUUUGAAUUCCAUUUCGACCCUAACAACGACAACAAAUGAGGGAGAUGAUGAGGACUUCAAAAAGUUGUCGGGUCUCGCCAAAGGAGGAGGAAGUGGAACAAAGCGAGCUCAUGUGGUGGGUGCGGCCUUUGAUCGCUUAAAACCUCGAAGUUUUAGUGAUGGCUCGAAGCGUUUAUGCAUGGAUGAGCGGGGUUCUGGCAGUGGAACCGGACUGACGAGUUCAUCAGCCAGUCCCUGUUGUUCCAAUCCAGGAACAGAGAGUCGAGACUGGUGUAGUGAAGCGAAAAAGUCCAAAAAGUUCCAAAAGGAGUAUGGAAAACUCCGACAUUUAGUUCCAGCCUUAAGUGAGCGUGAUGAUCUUUCCAAGGUGGAAAUUGUGGAAGAAACCAUCCGAUACAUCGACGCCUUGCACCAUCAGCUCGCUUCUCGAAUUGACCCUAGUGUCUUGACAGCCGCCAUAGAAGACCAACAAAACUCUACAAGUGAUAUCGUCCAUAAUGCUCCUGAACCGCUUCGAACGGUUAGCUCAAGUGAUUGUCAGCCUCAACAAACGCGUCCAUCCAGUCAGCGCGGCUCUGCACAUCACCAAUCCCCAAACAGUGGGUCAUUGGAUUCCCCUUCGGACUUAAAGGCCGCCGUGGAGAAUAUUCAGGCCAUGUUUAGCGCCUACCUCCAGCAACAGCAACCCUCGAAUAACGCGCCGAGUGAUCAAAGUCCGCCAGAGUCAGAAGCGUCCUCGGGAUCUUCGAGGGCCAAUGAAGAGCCCAGCUGAUCCAUAGCUGAGAUGUAAUCUUGGGAUAUUGUUAUUAUGUUAUGAUUUAACUGAUUUAUUCGGCGGCACUUUCUUUAGGCUUACCUGCCGAUAAGCGUCCAAAUGGGUGGAGUUUUGAAUGAUUUUGGUUCUAGCUUGGACGGCUUUCUGACGUUUCUACUUACACACCAAUCAAAUCUAAAUGUGAUUAUCAAACCGCCGCCACCUAAAAAACUUUGUCACCUGUGUAUCAAUCUCCAGGCAUCUAAAUCAAGGCCUUGGCUCAAUGAGUGCUUCUCAAGGACUGCCAUUUCUCUAAGAGUUAAUUUUUUAUGAACACGUUGGUACUCUUAUACAUAGGGCCAUUGUUAAUUAACAUUGUGUAGAAGAAGUCGUUGAAGUCUUUUUAUUUUAUUCAAUAAGCUCUAUCAAACACUUACCGGCAGUCUGUGAUGAAAGCAUCUGAAUGAAAUCAUCGCAAUUUGUUACGUUUCCUAAGCUUGGCAGUUUCCAAUUAUAUUUGUCAGUUAUAUUUCUCUGAAAAUGGUCCGGCUAAUCUGUGAACUUAAAGUUGUUGAUGUAUCAAAAGCUUCAUUGAAAUGGUGGUUAUCUACCCGAGAUGAGUACUGAGUCUGGUCCAUUUGGUUCUUACUCGGGGAUUAUGGUACUUUCUUCAUUCUGACUAUGUCUGGGCUCAAGACGCCGCUUCAAUAUUGAUGGCGAAAACUAGUCAAUGGAAAUAUUCUAUGAUUCUUUCCCGCAUUUUUUGAUCAAUUUGGCAGUAUUAAAAGGCUCAGUUGUGUUCACUUC